This is a messenger RNA of Etheostoma cragini (Arkansas darter), 840 nucleotides long. RefSeq names its product vacuolar protein sorting-associated protein 13C-like. The record is from RefSeq and is a predicted model, not a curated record. The coding region runs from base 152 to 571 and encodes 139 amino acids. The transcript has 6 exons. NCBI's taxonomy places the organism in Eukaryota, Metazoa, Chordata, Actinopteri, Perciformes, Percidae.
CUCAGAGACUCGAAGAUAUUCAGUCUACUGUCCCAGAGACUCGAAGAUAUUCAGUCUGCUGUCCCAGAGACUAGAACUUAAACAUAGAGAUGAGUGUUUAAGUUAAUUAGAACCGAAACUUAAUUAAUAAUAAUAAUAAAGACAUGUUUUAAUGAGUUUCUUUCUGUUUCAGCGUUCAGAGAUCAAACAGCUGGAAGCUGAAGUCUUCAGAGACCACUAUCCGUACCCGGGUCACCGGAAGACCACCAUCAUCAUCACUAACAGGAGGGUUUUGUGCGUGAAGGAGAUCGACUUCGUCGGCCAUUUUAACCGAGAGUGGGAGUGUUUGUAUGAGAACUUCUACAGACCUCCAUCGGUGGGGGGGACGGAGCUGAAGAUCUACUGCAAGGAGCAGAAGUUGAAGUUUCCAACGAGAGACGGUUCAGAGCCGGUGAGGACGGUUCAGCUCCGAGACCCCCAAGCUGCUCAGAAGCUGCAGGCAGCCAUCUCCGAUGCUCAGAUGGCGCAGCAGCAGCACCACAUGGCGAGGCAGAAGUCCCGGCGCUUCCUGAAAACCAGCAACAAGCAGUGAGGUCACUUCCUGUCUCACUCACAACCCUGGAACAUGAAUAUAUAAAUACAUCAUCCACACAGUGGUCCCCGGAACAUGAAUAUAUAAAUCCAUGUACACAGGAAGGGGGGAGCUUCCCCUCUAUGUAAUCUCAGGUGCACCUUCCAAAGAGCUGAGGGUUUGACUCCCAGCUGACUCUUUUUUUGAAUGAUGCUGUGAGGCAUUCUGGGUAAAAAUCCUUCCACAAAUGAAGUCAUGUGAUCGUUAUUGAAUCUUUUUUUACAGGAAAC